This is a messenger RNA of Mollisia scopiformis, 513 nucleotides long. RefSeq lists its product as uncharacterized. NCBI's taxonomy places the organism in Eukaryota, Fungi, Ascomycota, Leotiomycetes, Helotiales, Mollisiaceae. The transcript is spliced from 4 exons. Bases 1 to 387 code for a protein of 128 amino acids. The record is from RefSeq and is a predicted model, not a curated record.
AUGGAGUCUCAUCGCAAAAUCGAAUUUCCCAUUAUUGUAGAUGAGAGAGUAAUAGUAGUGCGUUUGUACAACAUCCGAAAUAUCGAUAAGAUCAUCCGUGUGCUCAACUCUUUACAAGCAUAUACUCGCAACCCUCGCAUAGUGACGCCAGUAGAUUGGCAGCUUGGUGAUGGGGUUUACUUCCGACCAGAAGAUCCAACAAUAUUCAAGGAGCAGCGAGGGACUGUCGAAGAGAAAUUCGGCUUACCAUACAUGAAAUUCACGAGUCUGCCAGAAGACCAAUUUCAAAGUCUUGGAAAGAACCCCACACAGCCACAUCCCAUAGCUCGCUUCGAUAUUGAGCUUGCUGGUCGAAAGCUAGGAGAAGGGGCGCGAUUAGGAGAGUAGAACAAAUGAGGGAGAGCUAGUGGAGGAAGGGCGUGGAGGAUUGCAUGGUGUUGAUAGUUCAACCGAUGAUAUGGGGGUGAAGUGGAGAUGUCGAGCAGGAUCUUCAGACCAGACCGUUAGACUGGC